AUGUCCUUCGAGAACAAACUGCCAACUCCAUUAGAAAACAACGAUGCUAAGGGCCAUAUGGUCUGUACCCUGAACAAGACUACGGAUGCCAGAAGAGCAGCAGAGACUUUGUCUAUUGCUUUUAGUAACUCGCCAGCGUUUCAUUUUAUCUGCAAGAAAAUCUUAAAUAUUCCUCUAGCUGAGAAGGUGCCUACAAGGACAAUAACCACCGAUAUCAUAUCGCCAUUCCUGGAUUCACCUUAUGGUGAGAUCUCCGAAGUUAAUACUUUCGAUGCUGUUGCAGUGUGGAGUCUUCCACCUCACGUUCCGAAGGCAAGGAGUAAUGAUGCAAAGUUCAACAAGGACUUUAUUGACGAUUUAAAUGCUCGCGUAAAGCAAGUCAUUCCAAAUGGCAUCAAUUACUACUAUCUUUUCUGUAUUGGUAAGAACUUAAAUGAGAAAGGAAUCAGAGGUUCUGUAAGGACUAUUUUUGAAGAGUACAAAAGGAGAGCAGACGAAGAAAAUUGCGCCAUUGUCCUUGAAGCUAUUGCCGAGCAUGCUAAAUCUGUGUACGAAUAUUUUGGAUUUAGAAAUUACAUGACGUUCAAAUACGGUGAGUGUGAGGUCGACUCUAACGGCAAUUGCGAUCCGAAUGGUGAAGGGUUCACAGCCUAUUUAAUGAUAUAUCAUAAGGACGGUAAUAAAGUCUUAAAAGAGUAG
Molecule: messenger RNA, 699 nt
Organism: Saccharomyces cerevisiae S288C
Lineage: Eukaryota; Fungi; Ascomycota; Saccharomycetes; Saccharomycetales; Saccharomycetaceae
Gene: IAT4
Product: Iat4p
Exons: 1
Coding region: 1-699 (232 amino acids)
Cellular component (GO): cytoplasm; nucleus
Molecular function (GO): aralkylamine N-acetyltransferase activity
Source: RefSeq, marked reviewed